Lathyrus sativus (Indian pea) is the source of this 720-nucleotide messenger RNA. Lineage: Eukaryota; Viridiplantae; Streptophyta; Magnoliopsida; Fabales; Fabaceae. The record is from the annotation of a GenBank genome assembly.
AUGGUGCAGUUUUCGUCGCCACAUACAGAAUCAACAAAUCUACAGAUGUCUCCUUCUCCUACUGAAACAUUGCCAGCACCCUAUAGAAAUCCAGUUUGGAAUAGACCUAGAGGCCCUCCUCAGUAUAACUUUCCAUUCCGUCCAUCAGGUGGUGGUACUUAUCCGAGUCCUAGGUUUGAACCUCCGGGCGGUCCAUCGUACAACAAUGCACCAGGCAUGAAUCAAUGGCCCAACCAUAAUUCAAAUCCUUCUUCAGGAUAUAGUCCAAAUCAUUCUGAAGGAUAUAGUCCAAGUCCUUCUUCAGGAUAUAGUCCAAAUCAUUCUCCAGCAUUCAGGAACAGUCCUAACACUAGUCAAGGCCGAGGCAGAGGCUUCUGGCAUAGUACCAGAGGCCCUGUUUCAGGACGAGGUGGUAGACAAGGAUCAGGUUCUCAUGGUCGCUGGUCCAAUAAAGACAGAAGUUGUGGUCCAGAACGAUAUUACAAGAGGUCCAUGAUGGAAGAUCCAUGGAAGUGUUUGAAACCUAUUAUAUGGUGUUCAACAUAUCAUUUUUCAAAUAUUUCAUUUACACCUGAGAAUUCAAAACCCCAGGCUCCUUCAGAAUCAACAAGUACAAAAAGGGAGGGACCAUCUGCUGUUUUUAGCAAAUCCAAUUCUGGACCAAGUCUCGCUGAGUAUUUGGCUUCUGCAUUCAAUGAAGCUGCCAACACUGAAGAAUAA